Agrilus planipennis (emerald ash borer) is the source of this 361-nucleotide messenger RNA. Its product is annotated as blastomere cadherin-like. Gene Ontology annotation, biological process: homophilic cell-cell adhesion. The annotation marks the transcript as partial. NCBI's taxonomy places the organism in Eukaryota, Metazoa, Arthropoda, Insecta, Coleoptera, Buprestidae. Gene Ontology annotation, cellular component: catenin complex. Gene Ontology annotation, molecular function: cadherin binding; calcium ion binding. The record is from RefSeq and is a predicted model, not a curated record. The transcript is spliced from 2 exons.
UCAAUAGAUCCACCGCCAAUCUUAGGUGUAGGUCAGGAACCCAAUGUUGGAGUUUUCAUUGACGAGCAUAAAAGAAGAGCUGAUGGUGACCUCAAUGCACCACCAUUUGAUGAUUUGCGCAAUUACGCUUAUGAAGGAGGUGGCAGUACAGCAGGCUCUCUGAGUUCGCUUGCUUCAGGAACGGACGAUGGCACACACGAAUACGACUACCUGGGCGCAUGGGGCCCUAGAUUUGAUAAACUGGCAGACAUGUAUGGUCCUGGAGAGGAGAUUGAACCUGACGACGAAUAAUCUAAGUGUCGAUCAUAAUGAAAAACAUUCCUUCGUCACAAAACCUAUUAAAAAUAAUAUAAUCACGUUC